AACAGAGACCAGCGAACACAAGUCGCUCUCUUCGUUUUUGCUCUCCCGCUCGUCUCUCGCCGCUCUCGAUCUCGUCGUCGAGACGCUCGUCGGCGCCCUCAGUCUCCUUCCCGAUGUUUGCCGACGGCGAGAAGAGCAUCGAACAACGUGGCCCUUCCAAUUUGCACUCUGCGUCGAGCAUUUGGCCCAGCUAUUUCCCACAAACGGAGUUCGCCUUGAGCGACCGAAGGCUCAAGCUCGUCUGCCAGCUCGCAGACUUCUUCUCCACUUCCCAGGCCGAUCAUUUCCUCUCCCAGGUGCAAGAUGAUUGUGGUGUCUUGUCUCUCCCCAUGGAUUUGCAACAAUUACGCAAGCUAUGUGGAGUCGAUGAAUUUUAUGUCAUUUUGGAUGAAGAGCCGAAGGAAGCUAUUUUGUGCAUGGGUGCUGCAGUCCACAUGGUUCUCCCAAUGAAGAAAAACAAUUACUUUCUGGAGGAUAUAGAGAAGAUAAACAUUCGAUUGUAUAACUACCCUGAAUCAAUGAUUACGUUAAAGAACUUGAAAGCUGCAUAUAUAGGGAAACUAGUUUCAGUGCAUGGUUCAGUCGUCAAAGUCAGCACAGUAAGACCUUUGGUUCUGCAGAUGGACUUUGCAUGUGGAAAGUGUGGAACUGUUAUCACACGCAUAUUCCCUGAUGGGAAGUUUUCCCCCCCAAUAGUCUGCAGCAUCCAGGGAUGCAGGAGCAGGUCUUUUACUCCGGUUAGAUCCUCUGCAAAACCAAUAGAUUUUCAGAAAAUAAGAAUUCAGGAACUUCUUACAUCAUCUAGUCACGAAGAAGGUCGGGUGCCUCGCACUGUUGAUUGUGAACUAACUGAUGAUCUUGUUGACUCUUGUAUCCCUGGUGAUGUGAUAACUGUCAUUGGUAUUAUAAAAGUAAUAAACAGCUACAUAGAUGUUGGAGGAGGAAGGUCCAAGAACAAGCACCAAGGAUUGUACUAUCUAUAUUUGGAAGCAGUUUCGAUCAGAAGCUUAAAAUCUAAUAACACUGCAGAUGUUCAAGAAAACAAUUCUAAAAGUGGAGCGUGUAUGCUAUCUGAUUUUAUCUCGUUUUCACCUAAAGAUCUUGAAUUUGUGGUGAAAUUUUUUGAGGAGCAUGGUUCUGAUGUAUUCCGUACCAUACUUCAUUCCUUAUGCCCUUCUAUCUAUGGGCAUGAACUUGUAAAAGCUGGCAUUGUACUUUCAUUAUUUGGGGGAGUCCAAAAGCAUUCUCGGGAUAAGAACAAGGUCCCAAUUCGAGGAGAUAUUCACAUCAUUAUUGUUGGUGAUCCUGGAUUGGGUAAGAGUCAACUCCUACAAGCAGCAGCAUCAGUUUCCCCUAGGGGCAUCUAUGUGUGUGGCAAUGCAACUACUAAUGCUGGACUGACUGUUGCUGUUGUGAAAGAUCCUAUGACAAGUGAUUAUGCAUUUGAGGCUGGUGCCAUGGUUCUCGCUGAUCGUGGGUUAUGUUGCAUUGAUGAGUUUGAUAAAAUGUCUGCUGAACAUCAGGCUCUACUUGAAGCAAUGGAACAACAGUGUGUCUCUGUUGCAAAGGCUGGUUUGGUGGCAAGUUUGUCAGCUCGUACAUCUGUUUUAGCAGCUGCAAAUCCUGCUGGUGGUCAUUAUAAUCGUGCAAAAACUGUCAAUGAGAACCUAAGAAUGAGUGCUGCACUCCUCUCCCGUUUUGAUUUGGCAUUCAUAUUGCUAGACAAACCAGAUGAGCAGCUGGAUAAGCGUGUCUCUGACCAUAUAAUGGCACUUCAUACUAGAAAUAUGGGGCCCUCGACUGCCAAGAAGCAACGGAUGGCUCCUUCUGACAAGAACCUGGAGUCAAGUAUUCUGGAUGGUUCUUUGGCUUCCAGGUUAAGAUUGAAUCCUGUGAAAGACAAGGAUUUUGUUCCCUUGCCUGUUUCUCUUCUCCGCAAGUACAUUGCUUAUGCGAGAAAUUUUGUCUUCCCUAGGAUGUCUAGACCAGCAGCUGAAAUUUUGCAGAACUUCUACUUGCGGCUAAGAGACCGGAGCACCUCAGCUGAUGGUACACCUAUCACUGCUAGGCAGUUGGAAAGCCUAGUAAGGUUGGCAGAAGCUCGUGCUCGAUUGGAUCUCAGAGAAGAAAUUACUGCUGAAGAUGCAAAGGAUGUUGUUGACAUCAUGAAAGAAUCUUUGUAUGACAAAUAUGUCGAUGAUCAUGGCUUUGUUGAUUUUGGACGAAGUAGCGGGAUGAGCCAACAGAAGGAAGCAAAAAGGUUUCUCAGUGCACUGAACAAACAAUCUGAGUUACAACAAAAGGAUUGUUUCUCAAUUUCCGAGAUAUACAGCUUGGCCGACAAAAUCAGCUUGCGAGUUCCUGAUAUUGAUACCUUUGUGGAGAACUUGAACAGCGUAGGCUAUCUUCUUAAAAAAGGGCCAAAGAUGUAUCAGGUUCUGUCUUCAUCCUACUCUCAUAGUCAAUCCACCAGAUCAAGAUGCUGAGCAUGCUACAUUUCUCUUGAAGCGGAUUCGAGCGAAGAAAUAAUAUUCCAUCGUUAUCAUGUUAAACAUGAGAAAAUUUUCUCUAAUACACAGACAAAGACUGAAAAUGUCAAAGUUAGGUCAAAAUUCUGUGUGUUUAUGCCAGUCAUUUUGAGUCGGGUAUUAAAAGGUGUAUUAAAAGCAUUGUUUCUAGAAUUAAAAACAUAAUCAAAUGUUGUAUUAAAAGGAGGCACGGACGAAUGAAGACCAAACUAAAUUUAAGAAAACGUGGGAAGAAUGUGAUAUGAAGCUCCUGUUACUCUCUGGUUCUCCAUUAAAAACAUUGAUAAUUUAUGUACUUCGUUCAUUACAAAUCCCCAUUUGUCUUCAUUCGAAUAAUUUCCAAAAGAUGGAUUCAAGCUUGUUUGCCUAACUGGCUCUAUUC
This is a messenger RNA of Zingiber officinale, 2910 nucleotides long. RefSeq names its product probable DNA helicase MCM8. NCBI's taxonomy places the organism in Eukaryota, Viridiplantae, Streptophyta, Magnoliopsida, Zingiberales, Zingiberaceae. Gene Ontology annotation, molecular function: ATP binding; single-stranded DNA binding; ATP hydrolysis activity. Gene Ontology annotation, cellular component: MCM complex; nucleus. The transcript is spliced from 17 exons. The record is from RefSeq and is a predicted model, not a curated record. The coding region runs from base 114 to 2486 and encodes 790 amino acids.